AUGCUUUUGGACCGCGUAAAAAUAGUACAGAGCGCUCAUGAACCCAAUGUUCAAAACCAGCAGAGCCUCCAAUUCCAGAACCAUGGCAAAUCUGGGCGAAUCCAUGGCACUCAAUCCCCCGCAAAGAUACUUGAACUUCCCACCGAGUUGCUGUAUGAUGUCCUAGAUUAUUCAUCUACGGAGGAUUUGGUUUCAUUCGCAUUUUGUCGAUGGGAUCUAUUUCAAGCUCUGAUUGGUGUCCUUGAAAGCAAGGCAAGACCAUCAUUACAGAAUCUUGGCCAUCUCCCGAUCUACGCCAGAUCCGAACAGCCGAUACUGAGAGACCUGAGGACACUUGUGGAAUUAUUUGAGGAUAGCCAUUGGCCUAAAGAGCACCUCCGAGGUAUCAUCCUAGAGUCUGCUAGACGUGACCAACCAACCCUGCACAGUUGUGUUGAUCUGGGAUUUGAAGAAGUGGCUUGUCGGUAUUUGCGAAUAAGACCUCACGCACUAUUCGAUUUGAACUUUCUGCACAUGACAGCUUUACACAUCUCUAUCCUUAGACGUGCUCACACCGUGGUCCAGGAAAUUGAAAUUAUAGCUCAAAACAUGCCUGAGAUUGAUCAGGUGGAAUAUUUUGAUCGGCAUGACGAUCUCCAAAACACUCCACUCUACUAUGCUAUCACGACCUCGUCUCCGGAUAUUGCAAGUAUGCUUAUUAGUGCUGGGUCUAUAAUCGACUUUAGAGAUAUCCUAGGGUAUACUCCGCUCAUGACUGCGUGUUAUCUCGGACGAGACGAAGUCGUACACUGCCUGGUUGAUCACGGAGCUGACAUGCAAGCCACAAACAACUCCAACCUCUCGGUCUUGGAAUGCAUAGUGAUUGGUGAAAGCCGAACGAAGGAAACACUGUUGCAGCGCAUAUGCCCCUAUGCUACCCAAGCGCAACUGAACAGAGCACUUCGUCUUGCAGUCAACAAAAAGUCAGAGCUUGUGGGUAUUCUGCUCAGAUUUGGCGCAGACGGCCAAUACGCUAGUAUCCUAGAAGACGAUUCGUACGAUGCCGAAAGAAACGGGCCUUUAAGUUCAACGACACAUGGACCGGUUGAAGCAAGCAUGUCAUUGUCCCGACGUCAUUUAAAUCCAAGUAUCGCCAGUGACCUUGCGUCUGGGGAACCGGAUAUUCUCGCUGAUUUGAGCCCUAUCAUGCACAGUGAAGCCAGUACUGACGAUGGUGGAAUCGUGGACGGCUUUGGGACUUUUCGGCGAUCACCGAUAUAUAUCUUCCGGUAA
This is a messenger RNA of Penicillium salamii, 1272 nucleotides long. NCBI's taxonomy places the organism in Eukaryota, Fungi, Ascomycota, Eurotiomycetes, Eurotiales, Aspergillaceae. The record is from the annotation of a GenBank genome assembly.